AAAGUGGUUACUUUUUUUCCGGUCUCUUUGUCAAUUAGAAGCUCAACCGACUCUGUCGCUCGUUCUCUUCUUCCUUCGCGGCCCUCUGAGGAGAGGAUCUCAUCGUCUCCCCCUCUCUCCACUGCUUCGUUCCCUCGGAUUAGGGUUCUGAGACCGAGCGCGGAUCCGAUGGGAGGAGGCGCCAUGAGAACCGCGGCCAAGGCGAUGCUGCGCGGGUACCACCCCUCGGCCGCCCCCUUCGCCGGGGCGGCGCGGAGGGCGCCCGUGCCCCCGCCCUCCGCCGCUGUUCCCGUGGCGGCGACGGUGGCCGAGGGAGCGCCGUCGAUCUCCCUCGUCUCCGGCGAUAAGGGCCGCGCCGAGGCGGUGGAGACGGCGCCGCAGUGGGCGCCGACGUGGGAGGUCGACGACGAUGAGUGGGAUUUGGCGGGGUGGGCGGUGGAGGAGGAGACGAAUCCCGCUCCGAGGCUCGUGUUCGGGCCCGUCCCCACCCUGGAUGAGGCUAAGGAGGCGACUUCGGAUCUCACCGAUGCGAUCGAGAAGGUAUACUUCUCUGGAACUGCUGCUGAGAUUUCUGGCAAGGAUGGUCAGGGGAAUAGCUCUCCUGAAGUGGAUUCAAUCAUUCCCUCAAUGCCGAGACAUGUCGUUCAAGCAUUCUCAUUGCUACACGGAAGCCCGGAGGCUCAGAGUGUUGUUGCUUCUCUCGCAUCUGACAAGAACGUCUGGGAUGCCGUAAUGAAAAAUGAGAAGGUCGUGCAAUUCUAUAGGAAUCAUCAGUCAACUUUAACUGAGUCUGCUGCUGAAAAUGCAUUUCCGGCAACUUCUCCAGAGAAAAUUGAUUUUGGUUCUGAAGAUACAUCUGAAGGCUCAGGAUUCGCCGAAUUUUUUAAUGGAAUCAGGAUCAAAGUUGUGGAGAUGGUAAGCAAUAUAUCCAACUUCAUUCAAGAUCUCUUUGGCGCUUCAUCAGAGGCAACCCACUCGAAGGCCGAGAACAGUAAUUCUGAUUCGUAUGUUAAUGCCGCGUUGGGCGGAUCAUUUAUAGCACUAGCUAUAGGAGUGAUCUUGGUGGUUCUGGUAAAGAGAGGCUAGGUCGACUAGCUCAUUCAUCUCUUGCUUCUGAAAACAAGGCCCAUGGUACUCUUCGUAAAGUGUCUAAAUUUGUGGAAAAACUUGCCUUAUUUGUGGUAUUGAAUAUUACUGUGUUUGGUUUGGUUGGAGGACAGGUGUCUAGCGGUUUAAGUCCAAGUUCUUUCCAUUGCGUAUAAAGAGUCAAUAAGAAUUUUUACAGAUAUGAUGUACCGGAAAUGACUCGUCGAUUUGACUACUUGCUUGUAUUGUAUAUACUAACUUAAUAUCAGUUCCUCUCUUUAUA
Messenger RNA from Ananas comosus (pineapple), 1369 nucleotides. RefSeq lists its product as uncharacterized. Bases 169 to 1086 code for a protein of 305 amino acids. The transcript is spliced from 4 exons. The record is from RefSeq and is a predicted model, not a curated record. Lineage: Eukaryota; Viridiplantae; Streptophyta; Magnoliopsida; Poales; Bromeliaceae.